Molecule: messenger RNA, 2118 nt
Organism: Melanotaenia boesemani (Boeseman's rainbowfish)
Lineage: Eukaryota; Metazoa; Chordata; Actinopteri; Atheriniformes; Melanotaeniidae
Product: proteinase-activated receptor 4
Exons: 2
Coding region: 123-1313 (396 amino acids)
Biological process (GO): phospholipase C-activating G protein-coupled receptor signaling pathway; blood coagulation; positive regulation of Rho protein signal transduction
Cellular component (GO): membrane
Molecular function (GO): thrombin-activated receptor activity
Source: RefSeq, a predicted model, not a curated record
GGCAGAUCAGAUCAAGCUGCUGAACCUCUGAACUGAACCAGAGACCAAGGCUACAGGAGGAAGAGGCUGCUGAGGAUAAAACUCUCAUAAAGAAGCUCAGAAAGAGAAACUCAAGAAGAAGAAUGAAGCUGUUUGUUGGUGCUCUGGUCUUCGUCUCCAUGCUGUCUGUCUGCAGCGUCUCUCCGUCUUCCCGUCCUCCAGAUGAAUGUUCUGACAUGUCCACCCGUCUACGGACCUUCAGGCUGACGAUGAUCUGUAACACCACCACUCUAAAGGAGAAGCAACUGAAGGAGAUCCAAGCUCCGACUACCAACCUCUACCUGCCGGUCCUGUACCUGGUGGCUUUCAUCGUGGGUCUUCCCUCCAACCUGCUGGCUCUCUGGAUUCUGGUGUUCCGGACCAAACCUGUGCCGUCCAUCACUCUGCUCAUCAACCUGACGGUGGUAGACUGCCUCCUGCUGCUGAUGCUGCCGUUUCGCAUUAUCUAUCAUUUCCGAGGGAACCACUGGGAGCUGGGUGAGCCUUUCUGCCGCGUUGUCAUGGCAAUGUUUUAUGGCAACAUGUAUGGUUCUGUUUGGUGUCUGGCUUUUGUGGCUUUGGACCGCUACGUCGCUUUAGUUCACCCUUUCAGGGCCAGGACUCUGCGCAGCAUGCGGGUUUCUCUGUAUAUGGCAGUGGUGGUGUGGGUGGUGGUGCUGUUUGCCAUGGUUCCGGUGCUGAUUUCGCAGCAGACCUACUUCCUUCACAAGCUGAACAUUACAACCUGCCAUGAUGCACUUCCUGAGGACGAACAUGAGACCUACUUCCUGCCGUACUUCACCACCCUGUUUGCCUCCUGCUUCCUGCUUCCCCUCACCAUCGUGGUGUUCUGCCAUACCGCUGUAUUGCGUACCCUGCUGGCUGAGAGGAAGCGUUACGGCCAGGCCAUCAUGGUGACGGUGCUGGUGCUGCUCGUCUUCAUUGUGUGUCUACUGCCCAGCAACAUCCUCCUCCUCCUCACCUACACGGACAGCUGGGCAGAUGGAGACGGUGAGGACGUCUACGUCCCCUACAUGAUUAGCUUAGCGGUUAGCACCUUCAACAGCUGCAUCGACCCCUUUAUCUACUAUUUUGUGUCCACAGAGUUCAGGCAGAGGGCCAAGACUGCUUUGUGUUGCCGUGACAAUUGCAAAGUCAAACCGACUAAAUGCAAAAACAGCAUGUCCUCAUCAUCAGGCCCCAAGACACAGGUCACCCUGCUGUCCAUCUCCAGUCGGCGGGAAAUGUCUCAGACUGUUCUUACCCACCAACAGGACAAAGUGACGGUCACAUGACCGCUGACAUCAUCAGAAUAUCCCACAACAUGGUGAAUACUUAUCAAAUAUAUUGAUAUUCUAAGAUAUGAAGGCUUCAUUGGUCAGUUAUUGAUUCUGAUCAGCUGGUGUUUGUUUAUGUUGUUGAAAACACACAAACGUUUACAUUAAACAUGAAAACACGAUGAGUUAAAGAACCAAUCAGGAACCUCCGUUUGUUGUCUUUGUGUUUUUGGGACUCGGAGGAAUUGGUCUCAGGUAUCAUCUGACUUCCCCUCCUGGGAGGUUUCACAACCACUCACACCGGAAUCAUGUGACUGAAACAUGUUGGUCGAGCAGGAAGACAGCCCCCAGGAUGGUCAGGUGGUCAGUGACACACCUGUAACCAAACACACCUGAACCUACCGGGCAGACUAAAGGAACUGAGCUUCCUGUACUAGAUCCACGCCAGAACAUGAACCUGCUUCCUCCAAUCACAUCCAUUGACAGGUAUGAUCACAGCGCUGAUGCUGAACACGAACGACGAUGAAUCAGUCACAUUGAUCUCCUUGGAUUCUCUUCUUUUUUUUUUUUAACUUCCUGUGCAGCAUCGAUGGUCUUUAGGAUUUAAGGAUAUAAAGCUCCUCUUUAUACUGAAGUAUUUUUCUUUUUUUUUUAUUAGUCUGUUGCUGAAUUUACAUAUUAAAACAAAAGAAACUUUUUUUCCAGUCGUGUUUGUUUUCCUUUUAUCAGCUGAAGAUCUGUUGGUGUCCUGAGCUCGGUUACUUUUAUAGAUGAAACAGUCAUAAUGAGCUGAAUUACAAUAAAGUGGAACAGAUGAAACCAG